UCAAGAUUAAGAAAAGCACAGGCAGUGACGUUAACCAGUGACUCCGUAUGUAACAAGGAACAUAAACAAGCUAGAUUAAUUGUUUCUUAACCACUUUAACGACUCUUUUUUCGUAAUUUAGCUCUAUUUUGUACUUUUUGUUACUCCAGUUAAAGAUUAGCUGGCUGUUUUAACUCUCAACGACUGCUUCUAGUGAACAAAAGCCGACACAUGGGGCAAAUAGGAGGGGAAAUCGGCUGUUACAACGUGUCAGGUCGGUGAGCCUCUCCACUUAGCAUGAUAACAGAUCACUUUCGAUAGAAAACACACGGAGAGAGCAUGGAGACAGCAGGCGGCUACAACGAGGAGGGAAGCCCCAGCCCCCCUGCUUUGCCCUCCACCAUGUCCAUAGACAGGCUGCUACCUGCUCUCCUGGAGUGCUUUGGGAUCAUCCUGUGUGGAUACAUAGCAGGAAGGACCAACAUCAUCACCUCCACUCAGGCCAAAGGUUUGGGCAACUUUGUAUCAAAGUUUGCUCUCCCUGCUCUCCUUUUUAAGAACAUGGUGUUACUGGACUUUGGAAACGUCAUCUGGCCCUUCCUGUGGGGGAUCCUCAUCGCUAAAGUGUGUGUAUUUUGCAUCGUUUGCUUCCUCACUCUAAUAGUGUCCAGUCCUGACAGCCGCUACAGUAAGGCUGGCAUCUUCUCAAUAUUUGCAACCCAAAGCAAUGACUUUGCUUUGGGCUAUCCAAUAGUUGAAGCCCUCUAUCAAAGCACAUACCCAGAGUACCUCCAGUACAUCUACCUGGUUGCACCCGUGUCCCUGAUGCUCCUGAAUCCCAUCGGGUUUGCACUGUGCGAGAUCCAAAAGUGGAAGAAUCAGGGAAACCACCAGCAGAGAAAACUGCUGAUUGUGGGACAUGUAGUCCUGCAAGUCCUGAAGAACCCCAUUGUAUUCAUGGUUAUCGUAGGCAUCAUUGCCCACUUUGCCCUGCACCAGAGAAUCCCUGCUUUCAUGGCUGAGUUUAUAGACGGCUUGGCCAACUCUUUUGGUGGAGCAGCUUUGUUCUAUUUGGGUCUGACCAUGGUGGGCCAGUUGAGGAAACUGACCAGAUCCACUGUUGUGACACUGAUUUUGCUCAUUACAGCCAAACUGCUGGUAAUGCCACUUCUCUGUAAGGAUAUGGUGGAUAUUUUGGAUAACAGCAGCAAUACCACAAACCACUCCAGCCUCUCAGAUUAUGCCUUUCUUUACGGAGUCUUCCCCACUGCACCAAGCGUGGCCAUCUAUGCUGUUUACUAUAACGCAGAACUAGAAGUUGUGACCUCUGGGAUGGUGAUCAGCACUUUUCUCUCGGCUCCAAUAAUAUAUGUCUCAGCCUGGCUACUUACCAUCCACUUAAUGGAUCCCCAGUGUCUGAUGAAUUCACUUGAGAGUGUCAGCUUUAAUAUAAGCAUAGUGAGCUUAGUGGCUCUGCUGUGGACAGUUGCUGUCAUGUUUUUAAGUAAAAAGUUUAAGAGACUUCCUCACAUGUUUACAGUCAACCUGUUCUUGGCGCAGCUGUUCAGCUGCAUUGGGAUGAUUCUGUGGAACUUUGUGGUGAAGGAAGACAACUUUGUUGCGCAAGUCCUCAUCUUCACGUUGCUGUCUACUUCACUCUACAGUAGUUUUUUGUGGCCAGGAUUAAUAGCACUCUCAAUUGUGCUUAUGAAAAAGUAUGAGGAUCUUAGAGGAGCACCAGGUGCGCUGGUCAUUGCAGGCUGGGGAAUCCCCUCUUUGGUAACUUCUAUUCUGCUCAUCUUUGGCGAAAAAAGGUCUGACGCUAUUGAUUUUUUGUUCUUCUAUGGCAAUCUACAGAUAAUUUGCACCACAGUAGUGGUCAGCUUCAGUAUACUUCUCGGAGGAGGCUCUUUGGUGUGUCUUAGUAGAGGAAGUUGGGAGCAAGAUGAAGAAAACGAAGACACACGAAGUUCAUUUGAACCUUACCAGGAUCAGGUGACUGAGGUUGAACCAGAAACUCAGACUCUCAUAGAGCCAGGAAAUGGAACAGGAGGAGAGUGUUUCAGAUGUGCCUGUGCUCCAGCCACGCCCAUGCCUGACAUGAUCAUCAGCACAAACACGAACAACAGCCUAAACUCCCUCCCAGUUCAUUGUGAGAAUGGUUGCGAGUCGACAGACUGUCUCCUUGCUCAGAUGGAUGAGCUCCAGCAGGUGAAGGACAGACAAGUGGUCCGUCAUGUGCUCCUGUGUCUCCUCCUGACUGUCUUCCUUCUGGCUAACUUUUCCAGUGGUCUGUGGUUGCUUUACAACCACCUUCAUGGGAGACUCUACUUGGAGCUGCAGUUCUUCUGUGCUAUAGCUAACUACGGACAGGGAUUUAUCUCCUUUGCUCUUUUCGGGUUGGACAAGCAUUUUAUUUUACUGCCAUUGAAGAGGUUAUAUAGUCGCUGGUUUGGAAAGAAGAAAAAAGAAGAACCAGAUCUGGAUUUACCAGAUGACAUCAGGAUGACCUGCCUUCAGUUCACCAAAUACCACAAACAGCAGUGUUUCCAUGACAUUGUGAAAAAGAGAAGGUGUGGUAUGAGGACCAUGCUGGACUGUUUCCGCGGCUGUGAGCUGGUGGAUUGGCUUCAGCAGGUGGGCUUGGCGCAGGACCGCGGCGAGGCGGUCCUCUACGCGACACGGCUGCAGCAGGGCGACGUGCUUCAGCACAUCAAGCAGGAGUACAGCUUCGAAGACAGUCAGCUUCAUUACUACUUUACUGCACCAAACUAAGGCAUCAAAGUUCACCAUCAUUUUCUUCUCAAAGGGACACAUUUCAGUUUAGACAUGAACGACACAGUUGGCACACUGUACAGAGCAGCUCUCUGUGAAGGAUGCUACGUGACAUUAAAGUCUAGUAGAGUAACAACAAACUCUUACUCUGCAGUUUAUUCCUAUUAAAAAAGGGAAAACAAUAUACAUAUUAGGGUACUUUUAGAACCACCUCCGGCAUUUUAUCUAACAUUCAUAAAAUAAUUGCUUUGCUUAACUGUGACUUGGUUCAGAAGCAUAUUCUUUCAGAUGGUCAUGCAUGUUCAGUGAAUCCUUAUUAAGCCACACAACCAGAGCCAAAUACUUGAAGAUAAAACUGAAUGUGCAUAUACUGCAAUUAUUUAUCCUUGGUUGUGUGGGGAAAAAAUGGCAUAAGAGUUUUUACAUUACUGAAUGGGAUUGUUGAUCCUGUGCGAUAAAACAAAAACUCUCAUAUAAGUAAAUUUUUAUGCAGUAAUUGCACAAGUCGUAUCACUGUAUGAUUGAAGCACAAAGAGGCCAAGCUGAUAUUGCAGGGAAAAAGUGCUACCCAUCUACUGAAUGUAUUUAUUUUUUAAAUCUGUACACACAUUAUAAUUCAUCGACCUAAAGCCAGCCCCCUAAAUCCGGGGUCUGCAACCUGCAGCUCUACACUUGUAGGUCAUCAGACCCUUUAGCGUGGCUCUUUAUGGCUUAAAAUGCAUGAAGUGACACAGAAACAAGCAAAAAUGUUGUACUUGAAUAAAAACCAAUAGAAAAUGCACAUUUUUGGAGGCAUUUAAAAUAUUUCCUUUGAAUUUAUAAAGAAGAAUGACACAAUACGAAAGCUUAAUUUUCUUCUUCUUCUUAGUCCUGUUAUGUCAUUCAGCUGCAAAUUGUGCUUUAUUUUAGUUUUAAGUGACCUAUCAUUUCUAAAUAUAGUAAAAAAAUAUAUAUAACUUUCCUGCAAAAAUCUAAUGUUUUUGUUCUAAGACCUGAAAUUAGAAUUGAAAUAUAUAGUGGUUCUUUAGUUUAAAAAAUAUUUUUUUAACAAAAUCAAUUAAUUAAAUGUUUAUUUCACUUAACACAUAUUUUUUAAAGGUGAGGUAGGUUUUAAAGCUGUAGAAAAAAAUAUUUAGAAGGAAGAACGUUGAAAAUGUCUGGAUCGUAAAGGCUAAUAAACCCUGACCUAAAGUGAUAAAGGGAAGACAGGAUUAUAUGUUCAGCAUUUAUUAAAGUAAGCACGGGUAUUGUUAUUUAGAAGUUUACAGUUUUCUGAGCAUUGAGUGGAAGGGUUAAAUUUUACAGAUAAGGCUACCAGUAAAAAAUGGUCAUAAACUGGGUUUUGCCUGCUUUACUGAAUGCACUGAAAGUCUGUCAUGUUACACAAUUUGAUUUAGAGAUCAGUAAACUGGGUUUUGCCUGCCUUACUGAAUGCACUGAAAGUCUGUCAUGUUUUACUCAUUUUCAAUAUUUAUAGAACUGCUGUCCCAUAUUCUGUUAACUAAAAGCAUUUAAUUAAUAGCGAUAUUGAAACAUUGUUUUCGUUUACACAUUCAUGUGUACUAUUAGGGCCGUUGUAGAUAAAAGAAGAAAAUUAUUGGCCAAAGGGGAGUACAUUUCUGACAAAAAAAUCUCAGAAAUUUCAAGAUUAAUUUCACAUAUUUACAAGAAAAAAAAAGUUGAUAUUUUAUGAUGUUGAAUAGUUUUAAAUUCAUAAGAAAAAUGUAGUUUUCAGUAAUUAAAGGCAGAAAUUUCUGCCUUUAAUUAUGGAUUUAUUUUUUUUAAUCUGCACCUUUUUGACAUCAGAAUAUCUAUUUUCUUGUACAUAUGCAAAAUUAAUCUAAAAAUUGUUGUUUUUUUUGGGCAGAAACAUACUCCUCCAAGAAGUGCAUCUAGAUAGAAAUAAUUAAUCUACCAUCUCCCUAAUGCACCGGUACUACUGUAUUUCUUUCAGCAUAUAAUACUGAAAUCUUCAUAUUUGUUAUGUUAAAAUAUUUGUUCUUGAAGGGAAAUGGGGAGCUUCUUGUCCAUGUUUGUGGAAGACACAUUUAAAAAACAAAUGAAAACCUGGAUUGAUUUGCAGCUGAAGACCAAGACGAUCAAUAUGUCCAAGUAGUCAAUCUGAUGAUUGAAUGGUAGAAAAAUGUUCCGUUGUUGACUUGAAAAUGCUCAUCUUGACUAACCUCUAAUGCAUAAAUCUUGUUAAAUAAAGUUUAAUGCUGCUAUUUUAAUUAUUUUCAAUAAAGAGAUGAAUUGUCUGUUUUUUUUAAAAAUUGUUUUAUUAAUUUUGUUGCAAGUUUUUAAUAAAUCCUUCUUUAAUAAAC
This is a messenger RNA of Gambusia affinis (western mosquitofish), 5078 nucleotides long. It is a transcript of the gene gpr155a, whose product is annotated as G protein-coupled receptor 155a. Gene Ontology annotation, cellular component: membrane. The coding region runs from base 319 to 2754 and encodes 811 amino acids. The record is from RefSeq and is a predicted model, not a curated record. Gene Ontology annotation, biological process: transmembrane transport; intracellular signal transduction. The transcript is spliced from 16 exons. Lineage: Eukaryota; Metazoa; Chordata; Actinopteri; Cyprinodontiformes; Poeciliidae.